Molecule: messenger RNA, 2828 nt
Organism: Drosophila subpulchrella
Lineage: Eukaryota; Metazoa; Arthropoda; Insecta; Diptera; Drosophilidae
Exons: 2
Coding region: 1345-2670 (441 amino acids)
Source: RefSeq, a predicted model, not a curated record
UUUAACACACUGAAAAUUCUUGAUUUUGAAAGCCUCAAACACUAUCAUACGUCUAUAAUUAUGUAGUUGAUUAUCCGUGUUAGUUUUCGGUGUUUUUGGAUUUUUGGUGAUGUGUAUAGAGCGCAGUAUAUAAAAUGCAUAGAGAUAUAUAUUAUUGUACGACUAUUAUCUAACACAUAGCUGAUAUGUAUGUGUAGUACGCGAAAGGCAAUUUUAAGUAACGACCCCAAGGAGAAAAUUCACUUGUGUUGCAAUAUUAAAACAAACGAAAUAGUUUAUAUGUAAGUUGCGUAGUGCAUAAAGUGAGAACAGUAGUAACUUUCUACACCCACACUCACUGACAGACAGACACUCACCCAUUAACCUUAAUAAUAUGCUGGGACAGCGCUGAAUAUGUUUCCUAAACGCAGCGAAAACGUGGAGAAAUUAACAGGAGAAGCUGAGAAAACGCUUGGAACGCCCCAAUUAACGUAAACAUUAAAGCAACAAACAGUAACAAUACUAAAUAGAAACAAUAAUGUACUAUAAAUCAGAUACAAUACAACACUAUAUAUACCUAAAAUAUGCCUAUACGACAGAAAUUGGACAACAAAUGAAAUGCAUAUAAAUAUAUAUAUAUAUUAUAUAUAGUAUAUAUUGUACAAGUUACGAGUAAAAUGUAAUUAAAAUUGAUGAAGUAGUAAGCACUAAACAAAACAAAUAAAAGAGCAGCAAAAACGCGCAGCAUAAGCAUAAAAUCGGAUUUUCGAAAAACAUUUUUUUCAGCUAUGGACAACUAUGGAAAAUAGUUCCCGUAUUUUAAUUUAAUAGGUUCUUUGUUAAGAUUUUUUAUACUUUUUGAGAGGGUAUUUGAAUUUAAAGCGUUCUCACCCUGAGUUCAAAAUGUUUUGAAGUUAAUCUUCUCAAACCUUUUAUUUUAUAAUUAUAAAAUUAUGCGUAGAUACACUGUCAUGCCAAUUCUAUAGUUUAAAGUUUCAAAAAUGUUUUCUUGGAGGUAAAAGUUUGAUCGUUUUUGUAAGUACUUCGUUUUUACAUUAUGUAAUAAGGGUUAUGGUGUAUUAAAUGAUAUAUUUUAGUCUUACCCAAUUUCCAGCCUGGUUUUCAUGGAAUUUUCAAUAUCACGGAUAAAACUAGCCGAUCGGCUCUUACUGCUUCAAAAACUAUCGUUUCGGUUGCCCAUCUCCAGAAGGACAUACGCCAUUUAGGUAGCGCACCGCGAAUUGCGCCCGUUUUGCUUGGAAAACCACCCCUAAAUGACCUUCGCGCUAGGUAGCCAUCAUCUGGCCAUGGCAACGGCGUAAAUUCGUUAGUAUUCCAAACACCACGAUCAAGAACACACCGCAAAUGACGUCCGCAACAGAUACAGAAACCGCUGCAACAUCCCUGCUGGAACUGAAUGACGAUGUUCUGGCAUUGAUUGUCCGCCAGUUGAAUGUGUACCAGCAGUACGAGAUCGGCAGGUUGAACAGGCGCUUGGAAAGCAUAGUGCAGAUGCUCUGGAGGACCCGUGUUCGCAGUGUUGUCCUGCAGGACGAGAUGUUCCGACGAUCGGGAACCAAUUCCCGCCAGUUUGUGGCUUUCAUCUUGGCCUUGGCUCCUCAUAUGGAGCGCCUGAGUUUCCACCACUUGGAUGUCCGGAGAUUGCGGCUCCUUAGCAGUCACACCCUCGAGGGGAUCCACUCCGUGGAGUGGCUGGGGGAUGGAAAUCGAAGAGGACGCGUUCGAUUCGUAGACGAGGAUGUGCGAUUGCUGCGACGGGUGUUUCCCCAUUUAAGGAGACUCAAACUCAGGAGUUGUCAGAUCACUGGGAAGUACCUCUGCGACCUGGAACACCUUAACGAACUCUGCCUGGAUGACUGCCAGUACCUGGAAUCCCAGCACUUCAGGGAUAUCUUCCGGCAGCUAAGACUUCGCAAAUUUGAUAUCAUGGAGGAUUGCGAUGAGGUGAACUGCUGUGAUCUCGCGGAUCUGCAGCUGUGUCCCACAUUAGAGCACAUUAAGAUUGCUGAUUACCACCUGUGCAUGGAGUCGGAUAUUACCCAACAACUUCUACGAUUGCCGUGUCUGCAAAAGCUGUCCAUUUAUUCCAAGAACUUCGUAUUUGAUGUGCUGUCUCGAAUAGCUCGACCCAGUAGUCCUCCCGGCGCAGUCAGACUUAUAGAGGCAUUUCGCUUCAGCGGGAUACUGCAUGAUUAUGGAAGAUUCUUUAGGGAGCUUGGAAACCUUAGACAGCUGACGCGAUUGGAGCUACAUGGCCAGGCCGAGGAGGAGGAGGGCGGCAGGCUACAAUGCCUGCAGGACCAGAUUCUGCGACAACUGGCCAGUCAACUGCGGAAUUUAACAGACCUACAUUUGUGUGGCUAUCAACUGGAGAGUCCUUUGGGCCUGCUGGAAUUCGUGAUCAAUUGUCGGCAGCUGAGGGUGCUGAACAUAACACGAUCUAAGUGCCACGGAGAGUCCUUCAUCUGGAGCUGCAUUGCUGUUUUGGCCAAACAAAGGUGGCGUACUCAACCCCUGGAGCUGUGGAUCCGGCAUAGCGACAUAAAUCCAGAGAUAGUUCACAGUCCGCGCAGCCUGGACAACAUAAAGCUUAUAAAGAUUGAUACGAAGCAGAUAGGACCCAAUAUGGACUAUUCUUCGGGCGUGCUUAAGUUCAGCUUUGUGCGGUGAUCAAUCCUUAAAUAAGUGGUACCUAUCGACCUAUAAAUGAUGAAAGACUGAAGAAUCUGCUGCUUACCGCGCGUCGCUGAACUGAUCAAAGCCCAACCGCUUAAAGUCAAUUACAAAGUUUUAAACUGAAAUUUAAUUAAGUAUAUUUCCAUUUAUCA